GUUUAUCAUUCACCUCACAGUUUAUCAUUUCUGCUGCAAGUGUUCCACUUCCCUCCCAAUACUUAAAACAAUAUGUUCCCAAUGCAAAUCUUCCUCUACCAGUAGAUUUGUCAUAAUACAGUUCAUCGUUUAUACUACAAAGUGUAUCGACUAUAAACUCCUAAUACUAUGGCUUUACAACUAUCAUAUCUUCUCUCCUUGUUGCUUCUUGUUCUGUUGCUGCCAUAUUCCACCACUGCUCAAACUUCCAACAACCAAUCUCUAGGCUCAUCCCUUAUUGCACAAGAAAAAGGCUCUUACUGGGCAUCACCUUCUGGUGACUUUGCUUUUGGUUUCCAGCAAAUUGGAAAUGGAGGCUAUCUACUAGCUAUAUGGUUCAACAAAAUAACUGAAAAAACCAUUGUCUGGUCAGCUAAAAGAGAUACUCUAGUGCCAACAGGAUCCAAAGUUCAACUUACAAAAGAUGGCAAAUUGAUACUCAGUGACCCAACAGGCACAGAGAUAUGGAAUUCUGAGUCAGGUAAUUUAGGAGUUGUCUAUGCAGCCAUGCUUGACACCGGAAACUUUGUACUGGCAAGCCAGGAUGGUGGCCAUUUGUGGCAGAGUUUUGAUCUUCCGACAGACACAAUGUUACCUUCACAAACAAUGAGCCUGGGAAGAAAGCUUGUAGCUCAUUACUCAGAAAGGAAUAACUCUAAUGGAAGGUUCCAGUUUGCACUAAAAACGGAUGGAAAUCUUCAGCUUCAAACUUUAGCAUACCCUUUAGAUUAUUGGUCUAACACUGCUUAUUGGGAAAGUAGAACUAAUGGUAGUGGCUUUCAGGUGGUCUUCAAUGAGUCUGGUUCUAUAUACCUCACAGCUAAAAACGGAAGCAUACUUACGACGGUAUCAUUAAAUUCUGUUUCUAAACAGGACUUCUAUCAAAGAGCAGUCAUGGAAUAUGAUGGAGUUCUUAUACAUUAUGUUUACCAAAAAAGCAGCACUAGUACUUCAAAUGCCUGGUCCAUUUUGUCCUUGCUGCCUAAAAAUAUAUGCGAAAUUGCAGAAGACAUAGGCAGUGGAGCUUGUGGGUUCAACAGCUACUGCGAGCCAGGAGAUGAUGGAAGACCAAAUUGCAAAUGCCCAACAGGAUACACCUUCAUUGAUCCAAAUGAUGUUAUGAAAGGUUGCAGACAGAACUUUCUUCCACAAAGUUGUGAUGAAGCAUCUUCAGAAACCGAUCAGUUUGAUUUAAGUGAAAUGGGAAGUGUAAAUUGGCUCUUUGGCGAUUAUGGACGUUAUGAUGGCGUAACUGAGGAUUGGUGCAGGAAAGCUUGCUUGGGUGAUUGUUUUUGUGCAAUGGCUGUUUUUGGAGGUGGGCGGUGUUGGAAGAAGAAAAGUCCUCUCUCAAAUGGGAAGAAGGACCCCAUAGAAGCUGCAACCAAAGUUCUAAUCAAAAUAAGGAAAGAUAAUUCUACUUUUAACCCAUCAGGUGCAGAUUUGAAGAAGAAAAAUCAUUCAAUUGUGAGACUUAUUCUGUCGGUGCUCCUUGGCAGCUCGAUGUUUCUGAACUUACUCUUGUUGGCUGCCUUUCUGCUUGCUUUUCGUUUCAAAUAUUGGAAACUAAAGGCCCGUAAUCCAUACCCAGUCAAGCCAGUCAUGAAUUUGCGAAGUUACACUUAUGAGGAACUAAUAGAGGCCACAAAUGGGUUCAAGGAAGAGCUAGGGAGGGGUGCCUUUGCGAAAGUUUAUAAAGGGGUUCUAGAAUAUGAGGACAGAAAACUAGUUGCAGUCAAAAGGUUGAAUACUAUGGAGAGAGAAGGCGAUAUGGAGUUCAAUGCUGAAGUGAGUGCUAUUGGAAGAACAAAUCACAGAAAUUUGGUCCAACUACUAGGAUUCUGCAAUGAGGGGGAGCAUCGGCUUCUUGUAUAUGAAUUCAUGAGUAAUGGUUCUCUAGCAAGCUUUCUAUUUGGGGGUUCGCGGCCAUAUUGGCACCAAAGAAUUCAAAUUGCAUUAGAAACGGCAAGAGGGCUCUUUUACUUACAUGAAGAAUGCAGCACCCAAAUCAUACAUUGUGAUAUCAAGCCACAGAACAUCCUCCUGGAUGACUCUUUUUCAGCUAGAAUUUCUGACUUUGGAUUAGCUAAGCUUUUGAAAGCAGAUCAGACUCGUACUACUACUGGAAUCAGGGGAACUAAAGGGUAUGUUGCACCUGAAUGGUUCAGAAACAUGCCUGUUACAAUUAAGGUGGAUGUCUACAGCUUUGGCAUUUUGUUGCUAGAGCUCAUUUGUUGUAGGAAGAGUUUUGAAGCAGAGGCAAAGGAUGAGGAUCAAAUGAUAUUAUCUAAUUGGGCGUAUGAUUGCUAUAAUAACAAGAAACUGGAUCUGUUAGUGGAGAAUGAUGAGGAGGCAAUAGAUGACAUGAAGAGAUUGGAGAAAUAUGUGAUGAUUGCAUUAUGGUGCAUUCAGGAGGAUCCAUCCCAAAGGCCAACAAUGAAGAAAGUGGUACAAAUGAUGGAAGGAUCAAUUGAGGUCUCAGUUCCUCCAGAUUAAUCCUGAUUUAUUAGUUCAAUGUAAAUCCUCUUAUAUAAUUACCAUUUUGGUUGUUUAAGUCUUUAGGCAUGUUUAAUUGUCAAUACUAUCAGCUUGGCAAGUCAAGUAAUAUCCAGGAAUUGGGUACUCUAAUAUGAAUAAUAAUUAUCCAAAUGUCCCAAGAUUUUCAAUAAAAUGACAACUUUCUGUGUCAA
Quercus lobata is the source of this 2726-nucleotide messenger RNA. Its product is annotated as G-type lectin S-receptor-like serine/threonine-protein kinase LECRK2. The transcript has a single exon. NCBI's taxonomy places the organism in Eukaryota, Viridiplantae, Streptophyta, Magnoliopsida, Fagales, Fagaceae. Gene Ontology annotation, biological process: protein phosphorylation. Bases 169 to 2532 code for a protein of 787 amino acids. Gene Ontology annotation, molecular function: ATP binding; protein serine/threonine kinase activity. The record is from RefSeq and is a predicted model, not a curated record.